AUGGCAGAUCAAGGUGACCCAAAUGUUGGGAAAACGUCCUUCUUUCUAAGGAUCAGAGAUGGAAACAAGUUUUGUCUUGAUUAUUCUAGAUUGCUGAAUGGACAUGACUGGGUUUUGGACUACCAUAUGAAAAUAGAAGAUUGUGAUGUUACGGUACAACUGUGUGACAUGCCCGGAACUGGAGGAGAUCGCUACAGGCUUAUGAAUCACAACAGGUUGUUUUUGAAUGCAGAUGCGAUUAUUUUCAUGUACAGUAUUGAAGAACGAUUCACAUUAGAGAGCGUGCGAGACUGGUAUGAGAAUACCGUUUCGGGGCCCAACUUCGACAAUUGCAUACUGGCGUUGGUAGGGACCAAAUAUGACUUGCUAAUGGAGAUUGAAGUCCACACUAUCGAAGAAAUGUGCAAAGAAAUUGGGGCCAAGCUUCAUUUCUUUACUUCAGCAAAGACUGGGGAAAUGGUGAAGGAAUCACUGGAAGAAGUUAUCAUGGAAGUUCACAAACGCUCCCUGGAGAAAAGGGAGCUGUCUGUGGAGGGUGCUUCAGAACCAAAUGUUACACUUUCUGAGAACAACAAGACUAAGAAGUCUAGAUGCAGCUAG
Molecule: messenger RNA, 600 nt
Organism: Halichondria panicea
Lineage: Eukaryota; Metazoa; Porifera; Demospongiae; Suberitida; Halichondriidae
Product: ras-related protein Rab-36-like
Exons: 3
Coding region: 1-600 (199 amino acids)
Molecular function (GO): GTP binding; GTPase activity
Source: RefSeq, a predicted model, not a curated record